AAUACUUCGUAUAAACUUUUUUUUUUUUUAUAGUUAAUUUCCCCCAAUUUUUUUUUUGAUAAACGGCGAUAUUGAAGCUCGAUAUCAAUGGCGACUGAAAUUGCCGAAGUUUGAAAUUCCUCUUCUACAGUUCGAGUUGGAUCCAUAAAUCUCUCUUUAUUAGUUCGAUUCCUCUUCAAUACUUAUCAAUUCGUUCGGUUCCUCUUCAAUAUUUGUUUUGAUUUUCAAGGCUGCCAACUUGAAAAAAGAGAACAAAGUUUUUAUCAAUCAUGAGGAUAUAUGAUGCAUGCUUUGAGAUAUUGAAGAUUCAGAAACUUCGACGAAUUGUUUCAUAUACUGGGUUUUAUGGUUUUGUAGCAGUAUUGAGUUAUGGUUAUACCAACAACACAACAAGAGCCGGAUUCUCCAGAGGUGAUCAAUUUUACGCAUCUUAUCCUGCAGGAACAGAAAUGCUAACAGACACAACGAAGUUGUAUAAAGCCGCGCUUGGCAAUUGCUUUGAGGUGGAAGAUUGGGGUCCGAUUGAGUUUUCAAUUAUGGCAAAACAUUUCGAGCGACAGGGGAAAUCACCAUAUUCUUACCAUGCUCAAUACAUGGCUCAUCUUCUUUCACACGGGCAACUCGAUGGGAGUGGAUAAAUAGGAGGAACCAUGGCCUCCCAGAAGUUUAACGAAGAUAAAGCCAAUAACUGAUGAAGGAUUCUACAAUUAUGGUGUAUGAUCAUAUGUUUGGAGAAUUUUGGUGUUUUUGUCUCAGGAUGAAGUACUCAUUUUGAGCUACACAACUGAUGGUAAUGAAUGAUGGCUGUGGGUCGGGCUGGAUUGGGUUUCGGGCCAUGUGCCUGAAGGGCAAGUCCCAUUCUGCAUAGGGGCCGGGUUGGGCAGAAAAUUUCAAAACAAGGUCCACGUGCUGAGCCGGGUUGGACCGCCGUGCCUAAAGCCUAAUUUUAAAAUUUGUGUGCUUUAUCCAGCCGAACCUUGUCAUGCUUUAUCCUGUCGAGCUUUGUCGUGCUUUUUCCAAAAAAUUGCGGCCCAGACCUGACUCACAACUACAUCCUUGUGCUAGGCCGUGUUUCUUACGUGAUGCCCGACCCGAUCUACAACCAUCUUACUGAUGAACUAAUGACUAAUUUAUAUGUGGGGAGCAACAUUUGGUUAUUUUUUUUGUCAAAUUGAUCUUCAUAGUAAUGUAACUUUGUCAAAUAGAUCGAGCGCUACGAUAAAUGUUGAUCUCGAAGAUAUGUCAAUUAUAUACAAGCAUUGUCUUUGUAUGUUGCUUCA
This is a messenger RNA of Spinacia oleracea (spinach), 1280 nucleotides long. RefSeq lists its product as uncharacterized. The transcript is spliced from 5 exons. Bases 270 to 638 code for a protein of 122 amino acids. The record is from RefSeq and is a predicted model, not a curated record. Lineage: Eukaryota; Viridiplantae; Streptophyta; Magnoliopsida; Caryophyllales; Amaranthaceae.